Molecule: messenger RNA, 903 nt
Organism: Acanthosepion pharaonis
Lineage: Eukaryota; Metazoa; Mollusca; Cephalopoda; Sepiida; Sepiidae
Source: the annotation of a GenBank genome assembly
AUGGCUAACAGCAAUUUUUUGGCCUCCUCCUCGAUUUUCUUCUGUUUCACUUCCUCCUACUUCAUCUCUUCCCUCUCGCUUGACUUGUCUCCUCCUCCUCCUACACAUCUUCUGCUUCUAAUAACAUGGCUAACAGCGAUUUCUUGCAUCCUUUUCGUUUUUCUUCAGUUUUAUUUCCUCCUCCUCCUACUUCUACUUCUCUCCCUCCUUGAUUCCUCGAUUUCUUGCCUCCUCCUCCUCCUCCUCCUUUUUCUUCUGUUUCACUUCCUCCUCCUCUUUCUACUCUUUCUCCCCGCUUCAUUUGUCUCCUCCUUCUCCUCCAUCUCCUUCUACUUCUUCUCCUCCUUCUCCACUUUUAGCGACAUGGCUAAUAGCGAUUUCUUGCCUCUUCCUCCUUCCAUUUGUCCUGUUUCUCUUCCUCCUCCUUCUCCUCCUGCUUCUCUUCCUUUCUGCUUCACUUCUCUACUACUCCUCCUCAUUCUACUUCUAGCGACAUGGCUAACAGCGAUUUCGUGCCUCUUCCUCCUUUCCUCCUGUUUCACUUCUUCCCCAUUUCCUUCCUCUCCUCCUACACCUCCUUUCCCUCCUCCCCCGUCCCUCCUCCUCUACUUCUGGCUAAUUGUUCUUUCUUGCUUCCUCCUCCUUUUCUUCUGCUUCUCUCCCUUUUCUCUAUUUUCCUCCUCUUCCAACUCCUCAUUUCCAUCCUCCACCUCCUUCUUACUCUACUUCCAACGACAUGCCUUCUUCUCUAUCUGCUUAUCUUCCUACGCUUCCUCUUUCUCCCCUUCCUCUUCCUCCUCCUUCUUCAAACGAAAGAAUAACUAUUUCUUUCUUUAUGCUCUUCCUUCUGCUUCUUAUCCUCUCCCCAUGCUUUUCUUACCCUCCUCCUCCUCCUCCUCCUAA